This is a messenger RNA of Trachemys scripta elegans, 3042 nucleotides long. RefSeq names its product zinc finger protein 501-like. Gene Ontology annotation, biological process: regulation of transcription by RNA polymerase II. The coding region runs from base 447 to 1721 and encodes 424 amino acids. Gene Ontology annotation, molecular function: DNA-binding transcription factor activity, RNA polymerase II-specific; RNA polymerase II cis-regulatory region sequence-specific DNA binding. NCBI's taxonomy places the organism in Eukaryota, Metazoa, Chordata, Testudines, Emydidae. The transcript has a single exon. The record is from RefSeq and is a predicted model, not a curated record.
UAGCCUUGGGAUGUUACUGCUUAAAAAUGAGCUGGGGGUAAAACCAUGGAAUAUUCUUUGUGACAAGUAUCCCACAAAUUCCACUGACCUCCCUUGUUUUCUUUGCCUUGAGCAGGGUUUCCAGUUUCCAAACCUGAUAUGAUAUUCCAGCUGGAACGAGGGGAAGAGCCGUGGGUCCCAAACAUCCAGGGCUCUGAGAAAGAAGUGCUCCCAAGAGCUGCCUUCACAGGUGAGGAAUUGGUUAAACCAACUCAAAAACUGUCUGUGAAUACAGGAAACAUUUGGGAUGCCCUACAAUGACCUUGUGAGCACUCCAAGUUCAGGAUUGUUCCCAGCAGGUGUGGAAUCAUUAUGGCAGAUGUCACUCAUAGCUUCCUACCUAUCCUGACAGACAACUGGCAGCAGGUCCCUCCCCGAUCUUGCUUUCCCCUAAGUGUUCUGGUGAGAUGUGGACCAAAACUGAUCUCUUCCUCUCUCCUCUGGGGAAGAGUUUGGGGGAAAAUCAGCUCCUGAUAGGUUUGAUCUCCAACACAUAUUUUGAUUUGUUCAUACCCUUUUCCAUUCCUCUCUCUGAGAUUUCCUUUCUCUCCGGUGCAGGGAAUGACCUAUGUCUGGAUUCUCCCUGUCUCCCAUCAGGUGAUGGGAUGAUGAGUGAGAAUGAGGAGGGGAAACCCCAGCAGGAAGAUGCUGAGCAAGUAGAACCACAUGGAACGUUAUCAGGAAGAUCCAAAGGGAAUGUUUCUGGGAGUUGUGCACUCCCAGAAAAAGCAAAAGCCUGGGAGAGUCAGCACAGGCCAGAGGAAAAUUUCAGUAGCCACUCAGACCUUACUGGAAAUGAGAGAAUCAACUUGGAAGAGACACGCUAUGGAUGCCAUGAGUGUGGGAAAAGCUUCAAUCACCGCUCUGCCUUUAUAACACACUAUAGAAUCCACUCUGGAGAAAGACCCUACACAUGCUCUGAGUGUGCCAAAAGCUUCAGUCAUAGCUCAACCCUUAUUAGACAUCAGAGAAUUCACACUGGAGAGACACCUUACACAUGCUCUGAGUGUGGGAAAAGCUUCAAUCACAGAUCAGCCCUUAUGACACAUCAGAGAAUUCACACAGGAGAGAAACCCUACACAUGCCCUGGGUGUGAGAAAAGCUUCAGGCAUAGCUCAGCCCUCAUCACACAUCAGAGAAUCCACACUGGAGAGAGACCCUACACAUGCCUUGAGUGUGGCAAAAGCUUCAGUGAUAGCUCAGGCCUUAUCACACAUCAGAGAAUCCACACUGGUGUGACACCCUACACAUGCCCUGAGUGUGGGAAAAGCUUCAGUCGGAGCUCAGCCGUUAUCACGCAUCAGAGAAUCCACACUGGCGAGACACCUUACACAUGCACAGAGUGUGGGAAAAGCUUCAGUCAGAACUCAACCCUUCUUAGACAUCAGAAAAUCCACACUGGAGAGACACCCUACACGUGCCCUGAAUGUGGGAAAAGAUUCAGUCGGAGCUCAUACCUUAUCACACAUCAGAGAAUUCACACUGGAGAGACGCCCUACACAUGUUCUGAGUGUGAGAAAAGCUUCAGUCAGAGGUCAAACCUUAUUAGACAUCAAAAAAUCCACAUGGGAGAGACACCCUACGCAUGCCCUGAGUGUGGGAAAAGCUUCAAUCAGAGGUCAAACCUGAUUAGACAUCAGAGAAUUCACAUGGGAGAGAACUGUAACAAAUGUCUUGAUUAGGGCUGUGGAAAGAUUUAAAAAAAAUAAUCACGUUUGCUAAUUCUCACAUAGUUAUCUGUGCACCAUCUUCACUGUAGUCUCUCAGGUCCACCAGAUGAGUUGCCUGCUUCUGCCUUUGCAUCUCACCUUCUUUGGGGUCAGUCCUCUGAUCUUUUCUAUCAACUGCUUUCCUUUUGAGUCAUAGGAGUGUGUGUCCCUCAGCCAGAAAUGUUCAUCGGCUCCAGGUGGGAGAGAGAGGUUAGAUCCCAACAAGCUACACUGAGGCAAAAACUACCUGUGCCUUACAUCUACUAGGACUGUACAUGGCGUUGGCUGCUCAAGUUAGUGAUCUUGGUGUAAAAAGACAAUUAUAUUUGUAGAGCAGAUGCAGUGGUUGGCAUUAGCUCUCCCCUUGACCUGACCAUAAAUUUUUCCUACUCUAAGCGCACCUUGAGCAUCACAGUUCUACUCUUACCCCAUUUCAAAGCAAUUGUCUAUUUCCCCCUUAGGGGAAAAAUUGUCUCAGUCCCAGUUUGCUCUCAUGUUGCUUCAGGUUGUGCUGGAUAACAGAAAAUUUUUCUACCAUUUUCCUCACCUAAAAUAUAUUGAACUAUAACAAAGAUCAGGAACAGGGGUAGGGAAAAAUCUCACCCUCUGUAACAUCAGAAGAAGAUAGGAUGAAUUAGAGGGAUUCACUCCUUCCCCGUGACUAUCACAAUCCCCCUUCACCCCAGCAGUUUUCACUUCUGUGUCAGCCAUAAUAGAGUUUAUCCUCCCCAUAUGCAAUCUCUCCGCUUCCCAAAGUGUCACAUGGUGCAGUGUUCUCUGCGGUCUGUGCUAGCUAUCACACUUUGAUUCUCAAUCAGUCUCACUGGGGCUGGAGAUUGAAGUGUCAGAGAGUUGGAGGGAAAACAUGAAUGGAUCCCAAACACACAGUAAUUGCUUUUAAUACCUGUUUCUGUCUCUUGGGAAAGCUGCUUCUGACCUUUUUCCUGCUUAUCUGGGAGUUUUGUUUACAGAUGGGAAGGUUGGCUGUUUUUCCCCAUUAUGAUGAUGCCAACGGUCUUGUAAAUAACAUGACUUGAUAAUAAUAGGGUGGUGUUGGGUAAAGGUUUGAAUGCAUCAGAGGAGAAUUCAGUGCGAGAUUCUGUUUUUAUUGUGAAUCAUCAGAUUAACCUGCUCUGGAAUUUCAUUUUAUAUGAAACUGAAAGUGUCUUAUUACUCCUGGGGGAAUUCUGCAUCACUGCGCAUGCGCAGAAUUCAUGUCUGUCACAGAAUUUUUUUUCCUGCAGAAAAUACAUUCUGCCUGAGAAGCGCUGCAAUUCCGCCUUUUUCCCACCAG